Schistocerca nitens (vagrant locust) is the source of this 429-nucleotide messenger RNA. RefSeq lists its product as uncharacterized. The record is from RefSeq and is a predicted model, not a curated record. The coding region runs from base 1 to 429 and encodes 142 amino acids. The transcript is spliced from 2 exons. NCBI's taxonomy places the organism in Eukaryota, Metazoa, Arthropoda, Insecta, Orthoptera, Acrididae.
AUGCACACCUUGGUUGAAACUGCUCGUUCAAUGAUUUCAGGACCUGAAAAUGAAGACAUUGAGAAAGAUUUCACACCAUAUAUUUGCAUAACUAUAAGUAUUCUAAGUAAGUACCAAUCACGGGCAAGUCUGGAUUUAUGGAAUGCUUUAAAACGUGUCUUGCGUUACAUUAAGGGAACCCUAAAACUGAGUCUGUUAUAUGCUAGGAAUGAAAAGUGUACUGAUCCUAUAACUGGUUCUGUGGACUCUGAUUGUUCUGGUGACAGAGUAUACAGAAAGUCCACAAGGGGCUAUCUUUUCAAAGUCCAGGAUUGUAGUGUUUCAUGGGCAUCUAAAAAGCAAAGGACAGUGUCUCUGUCAUCAACACAAUCUGAAUUUGUGGCCUUAAACUUGGCAACUAGUAAAGCCUUUUGGCUCAAUAAUUUGUAA